CUAACCUUGUGGCUUGUUGCGGUUCCUCCAAUUGCAAUGGAUUCAUUGAUUCCGUUCACAACGUCAGGAUCCCUAGUGGAUUGCGUCGACAGGAAGAUGCUAGUGGUGCUCAGAGAUGGUAGGAAACUUCAGGGCGUUUUGCGCUCAUACGACCAAUUUGCCAACCUUGUGCUGGAGGACACAAUGGAGCGAAUAUACUGCGAAGACGUCUUCGCCGAAGUAUGGAGAGGACUGUUCCUUAUUCGUGGCGAGAAUGUUGUGUUGCUGGGUGAGGUCGACCUGGAUCAAGAAGACGACGUGCCGCUGCGGCAGGUAGCAUGGGAAGAGCUGGAGCCUUACCACAGACAAGAAGUUGCGGCCAAAAAGAAGCGAGAAGAACUCAAGGCUCAGGUCUUGUUUGAGCAGAAAGGCUUCUGCAAGGAGGGCGGUGAAGGAGACGGAUACUGAGUAUCCGAGUAACAUAUCUCCAGACCUUUCUCGUACUCUUACAGAGAUGGGCUCAAUGUUGGCAGAUUCAUUACGCCAGAGCCAUCUUCAUUUUCGUAUUGCGCUGCCUUUCCCUCCAUAAUAUUAAUUCUGGCUACAGUAACAGAGCGCACAUUGAAUCAUCAUCUGUACAUCUUUAAGCUGACUUGAUGGUACACGAACAAUGAUG
Molecule: messenger RNA, 655 nt
Organism: Laetiporus sulphureus 93-53
Lineage: Eukaryota; Fungi; Basidiomycota; Agaricomycetes; Polyporales; Laetiporaceae
Product: Sm-like ribonucleoprotein
Exons: 4
Coding region: 37-447 (136 amino acids)
Biological process (GO): deadenylation-dependent decapping of nuclear-transcribed mRNA
Cellular component (GO): Lsm1-7-Pat1 complex; P-body
Molecular function (GO): RNA cap binding
Source: RefSeq, a predicted model, not a curated record